GCUGUUGAUCAGUUUAAGAUCUGCUCGGAGUAACUCAGUGCUACACGCUGUGGCUCAGUGGUCUCUCAAAAGAAACCUGUACCAAUUCUGUCACAGUGACAGUCAUAGACAAACCUAUGUCUAUGGUGACAGUAAUCAAUGUAAAGGUGGUAAAGCUUCUAACAUAACACCAUAACACUCAUAACAGUCUAUUGAAUUUGUAAUAUUUGUAUUGUCGAAUGUCAAAGUGUCUCAUUAUCAUUAGAAAUUAAGAAAUACAGAAGAGGAAAUGAAAUACUGAAUAGGAAAACAAAAUUGUUAACAAAUAUUUUAUAGUAUAUAACACAACAACUGGUAUAACAUUUUUCAGCAUCUGGUAGUACUAUCAAAUCAUGUCUGACUCAGAAGAUGAUUAUAUGUCUUUCAAAGUUAUGGUUGAUAGUAAGGAUGAUAUACGCCCAAGUUUACUAUUCAACAGAGAAAAACGUAAGAUGGAUAUGUAUAAAAAACAGCAGGACACUACAUAUAAACGAGCAAAAACAACUAGAGAACUUGAAAAAGAGACCAGAGAAAGAGGUUUAAGUACAGCAAUUCCAAAUGAGAACAAAGGUUUCAGACUAUUGGAAAAAAUGGGUUUCAAGCCUGGAGAAAGCCUGGGAAAAUCCAGGAGUGGUAUAAAGGAACCAAUUGAUAUUGUCUUGAGGCAAGGCACCUCAGGGAUUGGUAGAGAAUCUCAUUUAAAAGAAGUUAAAACUAGAAACCAACAACAGAAAAUCAAGAUUCUGAAACAGAAUGAAAACCAAUAUAUUUUAGCAAAUAAAGAGAGGAAGAGCUUAUCCCAAAUGAGGAGAGAUUUCUUCAAGGCCCAAAAAAUAUGUGAGGAAUUGGAUUUUAGAACUAAAGUUGUUGAUCCUGUUGAGGAUUUCUUCUGGACCAAAGACACAAUUAAAAAACGAAGAAAAAUGGAACGCCAGGAUGUUACAGAUACUGACAGUAGUGAUGAAGAUGAAGAAUUUGAAAUGAAUAUCAAUGAAGAAAACCUCUGUGCAAUAAUUGACUAUCUCAGAAAUAACCAUUUAUAUUGCCUUUACUGUGUUAUUACUGGUAUAGAUAUAGAGGAUUUGAAAGAAAAUUGUCCUGGGCCAUAUAGAAUGGAUCAUGAAGAUGAGAUAGAAUGAAGUUUAUAUUACAGAUGAUUUAUUUAUUUUAUAUUAACCUUUCAAUUUUGUAUUAGUGAUACUCUAAAGACUUGAAUUGUGAAUAUUUCUUGAAUUGAAUAUUGUUACAGCAAUAAAAAGUGAAUAUACUGUUACAAUCUAUAUUUUUCAUUUCAUACCUGCCAUGGAAAUAACAUUUGUUCAAUAAAAUUUCACUUUAAUUAUUACUCCCAUAAAGAAAAAGAAAAAUGUUGGAUGUUUAUAAUUCAAUUUAGCAUGGAUAGUUGGCACACCUUACACCAAGUUCAGUGUACAGGGGUACUCUGUUCUUGCAGUAAAAUAUAAAUAAAAUGAAACACAUAAAAUAUGGAAAAAUAUUUAUCAAAAUGAAUGUUAAAUUAACAAAAUGAAGUGAAUAGGUUGGUAUGUUAUUCUUCAUAUAUUUACUAAUAAUAAUUACUGAGAACCAGUAGACAGAAGAGCUAAUAAUCCAGCAGUUGUACCAAUAGAAAAUGUGUAAUUCACUGCUGGAGUGAAGGAUUGUAACAAAUAAAAACUGGCAAGUAUCACAAUUGCCAAGAACAAUGCAUUAUUGUAGAAAAUUGAGAACGUUGUAGCUUCAAAAUCAGCAACUUCAUUCUUCUUCCACAAAAUUCUCUCGUCUUUUUCUUUUUUGCUCAUUUUCUUAUCAUCAGCAAGCUUCUUGGAUAAGUCUCUGGUAACAGCUUCCUCUCUUUUGACAGCAAUCUUGUGUUUCAGUGUGAAUUUAGUGUUUUUGUAAGCCAUAGCUAAUAAAUAGGUAGAUACAGCAGUCACAACAGCGAACAAGAUCAAGGAAGAGUAAAUAUCAAUCAUAUGUAUCCUCCAGAAUAACCAUAUUGGUACUACCGAAACAAUUAGGGCAUUACCAUAGAAUAAUGCAGACGACUUGGUAGACACAUUUCGGCUGAAAUCUUGCAGCAGCAACUCUUCUUCCUUGGUAAAACCUUUAUUUUGUGAUUUGGACAUGUUUUCAGUAAUAACUUUUCACUACCUAUAGAGUUGCUACACAAAUCUGACACGACAACCAAUUUCAACUGUGAACAACUCAACAACUGUGACAAAUGUGCAAAUUGCUAAUGAAAAAAGUGUGACGUGUGACGGUAACGGUAGACGUUGCCAGAGAUUGGAUCUUCGUUUGGUAAAACGUCAGUAAUGUCACUGACACGUAGCACUUUUAACACACGUGGAAGCAGGA
Molecule: messenger RNA, 2373 nt
Organism: Phaedon cochleariae (mustard beetle)
Lineage: Eukaryota; Metazoa; Arthropoda; Insecta; Coleoptera; Chrysomelidae
Source: the annotation of a GenBank genome assembly